Molecule: messenger RNA, 1978 nt
Organism: Benincasa hispida (wax gourd)
Lineage: Eukaryota; Viridiplantae; Streptophyta; Magnoliopsida; Cucurbitales; Cucurbitaceae
Product: AAA-ATPase At3g28580-like
Molecular function (GO): ATP hydrolysis activity; ATP binding
Source: RefSeq, a predicted model, not a curated record
CUGUAACAAAUCUCCAUCGUCGCCGUCCUUCUUAUUUAAAGCCCACCUCUCACCUCUUUCCCUCUUUACUUCUCUACCAAAAACCUUCUAAUUCACACAAAACAUGACCCCAACGGCAAUGGGACAGCUCUGGACUAAUGUCGGCUCUUUAAUGGCGACCGUCAUGUUUGUAUGGGCAAUUAUUCAGCAAUAUUUCCCUUACCAUCUCCGUGCCCAUAUCGAAAGAUACGUCCACAAAUUCAUCGGUCUUCUCUACCCUUACAUCACAAUCACCUUCCCUGAACACACAGGCGAGCGUCUCAGGAAAAGUGAAGCCUUUACCGCCAUCCAAAAUUACCUCAGUUCAAGAAGCUCAAUUCGGGCCAAACGGCUGAAAGCAGAGGCGGUCAAAGAUAGCAAAUCUUUGGUUCUUAGUAUGGAUGAUAACGAAGAAGUUAUUGAUGAAUUUCAAGGCAUUAAGAUUUGGUGGACUUCUAGUAAAACCGUGCCUAAAACACAGAGUAUCUCUUAUUACCCUGCUUCUGACGAGAGACGAUUUUACAAGCUAACAUUCCACCGGCGACACCGGGAAACCAUUCUCGAGUCUUUUAUUAACCAUAUUAUGGAAGAAGGCAAGGCGGUGGAGCUCAAAAACCGGCAACGGAAGCUUUAUAUGAACAAUUCCAACACGAAUUGGUGGCAUAAAAGUAGUUGGAGACAUGUUCCUUUGGAGCACCCUGCAAAUUUUCGAACUCUAGCUAUGGAUCCCAAGAAGAAACAAGAGAUUGUGAAUGAUUUGGUAAAGUUUAAGAAGGGAAAAGAGUAUUAUGAGAAAGUGGGGAAGGCUUGGAAACGUGGGUAUCUUCUGUACGGUCCACCGGGAACAGGAAAGUCCACCAUGAUCGCUGCCAUGGCGAAUUUCAUGGAGUAUGAUGUUUAUGAUCUCGAGCUGACAUCUGUUAAGGAUAAUACAGAGUUGAAGAAGCUGUUGAUUGAGAUUUCGAAUAAAUCGAUUAUUGUGAUUGAGGAUAUUGAUUGUUCGCUUGAUCUUACUGGGCAACGGAAAAAGAAGAAAAAAGAGGAGGAAGAUGAAGAGAAGAAGAAAGACAUUGAGAAGAAGGUUAAAGACGAAGAGAAUAAAGAGAGCAAAGUGACACUUUCUGGGUUGUUGAAUUUCAUCGAUGGAAUUUGGUCGGCGUGUGGUGGAGAGAGGUUGAUUAUUUUCACGACAAAUCACAAGGAAAAGCUUGAUGAAGCUUUGAUUAGAAGAGGAAGAAUGGACAAACAUAUAGAGAUGUCAUAUUGUGGUUUUGAAGCAUUCAAAGUUCUUGCUAUGAAUUACUUGGAUGUUGAAUGGGAUGAUUCGUAUGACAGAAUCCGGGAGUUGUUAGAGGAGACGGAAAUGACUCCGGCGGACGUGGCGGAGAAUUUGAUGCCGAAAUAUGAAGGUGAAGAAACAGAGGAGUGUUUUAAGAGAUUGAUUGAAGCUCUAGAGAAUGCAAAAGUUGCAGCGGAGAAGAAGAAAGCAGAGGAAGAAGCUGAAGCUGCAAAAAAGGCAGAGAAGGAGAAGGAAGAGAAGGAAAAAGAGGAGAAGAAGAAAGCUGAAGCUGCAGAAAAGGCUGAGAAGGAAAAAGAAACAUCUGAGAAGAACAAAAAUAAUGAAUGUAAAUGCAAUGGGGCUGCAACCAAACAAGUAAAGGAGAAUGGUCACAUGGAGAAAAAACAGAACGAUUGAAGCAUGAUGCCAAUAUAGGGUGAUGAUUCAUAUCAACUUUAAUUGAUUGGAUUAUAAUAGAAGAUGGGCAAGUUUAGAUUUGUGAUGAUUACUGGAUUAUAGUUGCAUUGUGUGGACAUAUGAUUGUUGUAUUAAUAUGCUUGUUAUAUGAAUUGAUGUAAAAUAAUUUCAGCGUACUGGCCAAUACUCACCAAAUGGUCAUAUUCACUGUCAUUGAUUCUUUGUUUUUAGGGACAAAUACAAAAUGCCUAUAAUCUUGCUCUA